This is a messenger RNA of Acipenser ruthenus (sterlet), 5110 nucleotides long. RefSeq names its product solute carrier family 12 member 9 (gene slc12a9). The transcript has 14 exons. Gene Ontology annotation, biological process: cell volume homeostasis; potassium ion import across plasma membrane; chloride ion homeostasis. Bases 354 to 3122 code for a protein of 922 amino acids. The record is from RefSeq and is a predicted model, not a curated record. Lineage: Eukaryota; Metazoa; Chordata; Actinopteri; Acipenseriformes; Acipenseridae. Gene Ontology annotation, cellular component: membrane. Gene Ontology annotation, molecular function: potassium:chloride symporter activity.
AAUAAACACUGUAUUCGUCUCUUCCGGUGUUGUUUGAGAGUUCACACUCACACGCCUCGGUCACAUGAAACGUCCCAUGAUAAUAUUUAUCUGCACCGAUCUGGCGAAAUAACGGGGUUUUAAAAAAAGAACAUAAUACAAAUUUUAAAAAAAAACACUGAGGCAAAGUGAAUAUCAAUCAUGCGAUACUACUAAUAAUAAUCAUUUUACAAAAAGAAACAGUAACAGCAGUGACUGAGUGAAUUGUUGCAGUGCAGCGGAAGACCCGUGCGCGCCGGACAGCUCUCUGUGAGCGUGUGAGAGCGGAGAUUCAUUCAGCGAGGGGCUGUCGACCCCCCCGGACCCCCAGCAUCAUGUCGACCGAGAGCUCCCCGCUUCUCAGUUACCGUCUCUUCAGCGUGACGGGGGAGCUGCCUGAGGGGGAGGGGCCCGGGGCGCAGGGGGAGGGGUCAGUGUGCAGCGUGGCCACGCCCCCAGAGCAGCGUCCCGGGCUCAACACUUUUUUCGGAGUUGUCGUGCCGACCGUCCUGUCCAUGUUCAGCAUCGUGGUCUUCAUGAGGAUCGGCUUCGUGAUUGGCCACGCUGGUUUCCUGCAGGCCUUGCUGAUGCUGGCGGUCGCUUACAUCAUCAUCACCUUGACGAUCCUCUCUGUGUGUGCCAUCUCCACCAAUGGGGCGGUGCAGGGGGGCGGAGCCUACUUCAUGAUCAGUCGAACCCUGGGCCCUGAAUUCGGAGGCAGUAUCGGCCUCAUGUUUUACCUGGCUAACGUCUGCGCUUGUGGCGUCUACAUCCUGGGACUCGUGGAAGCCAUCCUGGACGUGUUUGGAAAGAUAUCAGGGGCCCCGGGUCCCGCUGGGCUCCACGCUCUCCCACAGGGUUACUGGUUCAGCCUGCUGUACGCGACUGGGCUCCUGCUCCUGUGCUUGCUGGUGUGUCUGGUGGGGGCGGAGAUCUACUCCAAGGCCUCCUUCCUCAUCUUCCUGGUGGUGACCAUCGUCCUCCUCACCAUCUUGGUCAGCUUCUUCGCCGUGGGGCCGCAGCACUUUUCCAUCGCGCACCAGGACGGAGGCAACGUGACCUACAGCGGCAGCUUCACUGGGUUUAACGAGAGCACGCUGAGGGGCAACCUGUACGAGCAGUACUCCCGGGACUACACCACGAACACCAUGAUGAGCUUCACCACCGUCUUCGCCAUCCUGUUCAACGGCUGCACCGGGAUCAUGGCGGGCUCCAACAUGUCGGGAGAGCUCAGGGACCCCAGCGUGUCCAUCCCCAAAGGCACCAUCAUCGCCGUCGGCUACACCUUCUUCAUCUACCUGCUCCUCUUCUUCAUGGUCAGCUUCACCUGCGACAGGGUUCUGCUCCUGCAGGAUAACGGGUUUUUCCGUCGGAUCAACGUGUGGCCCCCCUUCGUGACGAUCGGGAUCUACUCCACCUCUCUCUCCGCCUCCAUGAGCUCCCUGAUCGGAGCGUCCCGGAUCCUGCACGCCCUGGCCAAGGACCAGCUGUUCGGUGUUCUCACGGCUCCAGCGAAGAUCACCUCGAAGUCAGGGAACCCCUGGGUGGCUGUGCUCUACACCUGGGCUCUCGUUCAGUUGGUCCUGUUUGCUGGGAAGUUGAACACCAUUGCUGGGAUCGUUACUGUGUUCUACCUCAUGGCCUAUGCGGCUAUCGAUCUCGCCUGCCUGGCGCUGGAGUGGGCAUCGGCCCCCAACUUCAGGCCCACGUUCCGGUUCUUCAGCUGGCACACCUGCGUCCUGGGGCUGGUCAGCUGCUUCGUCAUGAUGUUCCUGAUCAACGCUGUCUACACCUCGGCCAGCAUCGUGCUCAUGCUGCUGCUCCUCGUCUUCAUCCACUACCGAGCGCCCACCAGCAGCUGGGGCUACAUCAGCCAGGCCCUCAUCUUCCACCAGGUCAGGAAGUAUCUGCUGCUCCUCGAUGUUCGUAAGGAGCACGUCAAGUUCUGGAGACCCCAGAUCCUUCUGAUGGUCGCCAACCCUCGUGCCAGCUGCCAGCUCAUCAAGUUCAUCAACGACCUGAAGAAGGGAGGGCUGUACGUGCUGGGGCAUGUGGAGAUCGGGGACCUGGACACCGUGCCCUCGGACCCGAUUCAGCCACAGUAUAACUUCUGGCUCAGCCUGGUGGACAGGCUCAAUGUGAAAGCCUUUGUGGACCUGACCCUGUCCGAGUCUGUGAGGCAGGGCGCCCAGCACCUCCUGCGCAUCACAGGGCUGGGCGGUAUGAAGCCCAACACUCUGGUCCUGGGUUUUUACGACAGCUGCACUCCUGAAGACUAUUUCCUGCAGGACCCUGCCUUCCGCGACGGGCUGGAGAACGACCACUUCGGGGUGGACAACAGCGCCCUGCAGGCCCACUUCCCUCCCGUGCGCGACCGCGAGGGCAGCAAGGCGAUGGGGCCCUCGGAGUACGUGUCCCUCGUCUCGGACGCCCUGAAAAUGGGCAAGAACGUCUGCCUGGGGCGGUACUUCCACCUCCUGGAGAAGGGGGCGCUGUUCGGGAAGGGGCAGGGCCAGGGCCAGGGGGUGGCCCUAGACGUGUGGCCCUUGAACCUCCUGAGGCCCGACAGCGCCAGCUACGUGGACGUCUGCAGCCUCUUCCUGCUCCAGAUGGCGUGCAUCCUCAACAUGGUUCCCUCCUGGCGGGCCUCCCGGCUCCGGAUCUUCCUGUGUGUGGAAUCAGGAGACGACGGCUGGGUCAGGAAAGAGGUGAAGCUCCGGGAGCUGCUGGGAAAACUACGGAUCAAAGCCGCCAUCAAAAUCGUGGCUUGGGACGCCGUGGCAGCCCUGCACUGGCACAACCAGCCCAGGGCUGCCACGCCUGGCCACGCCGGAGGAGAAGCCGAGCGGACCCUCGCCGACGCCCCCGCGGCUGCCAGCGCCACCCAUCUGGGCCGGGUCUCGGAGGAGUACCUGGAUGCAGUUAACCAGCUGGUCAGAAGUCAGGCCCUCCACACGGCCGUCAGCUUCCUGUACCUGCCCAGGCCCCCGGCCGACACGGCCCAGUACGAGAGGUACUUGGAGCAGCUGGACAGGGUGACCCGGGACCUGGGUCCGAGCCUGCUGAUCCACGGGCUCACCCCAGUGACCUGUACCGAGCUGUGACCCCCCUCGCGGGCUUGCUCGAAAGAACGGCUGGUUGAUUCGACUGGGAAGAGACUGGCAGUGCGCAAAUCUAUCAGAACCCCCUCCAGAGGCGUCACUCAUUUCCUGUCUGUACCUGCCUGCAUGAAAACCUGAGCGACUCGCAGAGGCGUGUUCUGAGAACACGGAGACAGUUCUGAGGUUCUGAGUUCCGGUUCUAAAAGGCUGCAUUGUCUACCAGGUCCAGUCUGGGUAUGGACAGCAGUGUGCAAAUCUAGCACAACAAAUUGAAAACUACAGAAGCGAGGGGGUGUUCUCAUACACGUGCGCACGGCUGUGCAAAUACAAGCUGGGGUUCAUUAAACUCUGGGCAGCUGUGCUUUCUGGGCAGCUCUGCUUUUUGGAUAUGUGUGAAGAAAAAAAUGCUAUAAAAUAUUAUGCCAGGGAAACUUUUUUUUUUUUUUCCAGAAUAGAGAAAGUAUGAAUCGUAUUAUAUAAUAAUUGCUAUAUAAUAUUCAGAUGCAUUCUGUGCGCUUUGACGUAGAUAUUAAUUAUACAAAGUCUAAAGAAAACUGCAGAUUCUACAAGAUUACAGCUGGCGGGCUAAAACCGCCAAAAUAUUAUUAUUAUUAUUAUUAUUAUUAUUAUUAUUAUUAUUAUUAUUAUUAUUAUUUAAUAGUUUGAUAUAGUCGUGUUUUAAGGCAGUUAUACAAAAAACUGACUCUGUGUGAAGUCAGACAGGAUUGUGGACAGCAGAUGGAAUCAAACUGGGAGCGAUUCUGGGAACGAGACCAGAUUGAGUUUUAUAGACGGGUGUAGAUGGAAAUGUAGCUGUUAGGCCGCGGCCCUGUGAUGAUCCCACACCCGAUUGACAGUGUUGUGGCGGGUGUUCGUGUGGAGUGGAUUCAGCACAACGCCGUAGGAGAGUCGGUGUACAAAAUAGACCUUUGAUGACUCCAAGAAUCAACCGUCACCUCAAUUACAGAUUCAAUAUGAAUAAGCUGCUUAUGAAUGUCAUCAGCUGCUGCUGCUGCUGCUGCAGAGUCACUUCUAAUAGGAGCUCGUUUGUUUGACGUCUCAUCCGAAGGACGGAGCACAAGGAGGUGAAGUGAGUUGCUCAGGGUCACGCACAUUGGUGUUAAUAUUAUUAUUAAUAUACUUAUUGAUGAUGAUUAUUAUUAUUAUUAUUAGGAGGCUGUGUGGUCCAGUGGUUAAAGAAAAGGGCUUGUAACCAGGAGGUCUCCGGUUCAAAUCCCACCUUAGCCACUGACUCAUUGUGUGACCCUGAGCAAGUCACUUAACCUCCUUGUGCUCUGUCUUUCCGGUGAGACGUAAUUGUAAGUGACUCUGCAGCUGAUGCAUGGUUCACACACCCUAGUCUCUGUAAGUCGCCUUGGAUAAAGGCGUCUGCUAAAUAAAUAAUAAUUAUUAAUAUACUUAUUAUUAUUAUUAUUAUUAUUAUUAUUAUUAUUAAUAUAUGUGUUAUUAUUGUUGUUAUUAUUAUUAACAUACUUAUUAUUGUUAUUAUUAUUAUUAUUAUUAAGCCUAAGAAUGUGUCUGGUGUGACAUGCCUUGACUUUGUAAGCAGAAUUGUAUUUUUCUAACUGCAGGAGAAUUCAACAUGUUUGAUCAUGAACACUUUCUCUUUGUCUCAAACAAGUGUCGUAAUAAAAAGCAAUUUAAAAAAAUUGGAAAAACUAAAAUCAAUAAAAGACUUUAAAAGCAUUUUGUAUUGAUUAUUUUAUUUAUGUAUCUUGGUGUUUGUUUUAUUGAAUUGGGAAUACAAUCGAAUGUCUAUUAAACCUCUCUAAUGCGUGAAAUAUUGAAAAAAAAAAAUGAGUUUUGAACACAUAAUAAAUGUAUUUAAUUUGAAUUUUGUUUUUCUUUUUUUUCCCCCCAUUGCUUUAUCUGGGGGGGGGCACCUGGGUCACGUGAUCGUGCAUUUACAUCUUCCACAUGUCCUUUAUAUAGAUAUAUAAAGUGUGAAUGACGGUAUGCAUGACGUCAUC